Molecule: messenger RNA, 918 nt
Organism: Penicillium odoratum
Lineage: Eukaryota; Fungi; Ascomycota; Eurotiomycetes; Eurotiales; Aspergillaceae
Exons: 2
Coding region: 1-918 (305 amino acids)
Source: RefSeq, a predicted model, not a curated record
AUGUCGAAAAUUGGAGUCUUUCCCGCCUCAGGCGGCCUAGGAGGAAGUGUAGUGCAACACCUCCAAACUCUAGUCCCAGCAUCAGAACUUAUCCUCAUCGCACGAAACCCCUCCAAAUUAUUCGAUGCCAAAAAAGCAGGCGCAACAAUUCGACAAGCGGACUACGAUAGUCCAUCCAGUUUGGAAAAUGCAUUCGAUGGAGUUCAUAGCCUAAUGUUAAUUUCAUAUGCGUCUUUCGAAAUCGAUCAUCGAGUUAAAGUCCACCGCCACGCGAUCGACAUGGCUAUAAAAAGCGGCGUUAAGCACAUUUUCUACUCAUCUCUCGCCUUUGCGGGAACUUCUGAUAAAAGUGUCGCGCAUGUUAUGGGCGCUCAUCUUGCUACAGAGGAGUAUCUUUCCAAAUUAACGGAAAUCACAUAUACGAUUAUUCGGGAAGGGAUCUACUCCGAGUCUUUCCCUAUCUAUACAUCGUGGUUCGAUCUCCAGAACCCAGUUGAUGAAAUCACUAUUCCCCACGACGGGAACGGGGCUGGUGUUGCGUGGGUCAAGCGUGAUGAAUUGGGAGAAGCGACUGCGAAGAUUAUCGCUUCGCAUUCGCGAGGUUCUUCGUUCAAGUAUGUGAAUAAAGUGGUCUUACUUUCUGGGCAGAGAGUUAUCUCGUUGGCGGAGACGGUUGAGAUUUUGGGCCAUGCAAUCGGGAAGGAUGUUCGACUUCGAGAGAUUGGGAUUGAGGAGUAUGUGGCGCUUCCUCAUGCCGGGAGACAUACUUAUCGUGGAGUGGAUCUGUCAAGGGAGUGGGCGUCAGCGUGGGAGGCUAUUAAGGCUGGCGAGACGGCAGUUGUGUCAAGUGAUAUCGUUGAUAUUCUCGGACGAGAGCCGGAGCGGUAUGAGGAUACUAUUAGGAGUCUUGCAGCAUAG